Messenger RNA from Aspergillus ibericus CBS 121593, 890 nucleotides. Its product is annotated as monothiol glutaredoxin GRX5. The record is from RefSeq and is a predicted model, not a curated record. NCBI's taxonomy places the organism in Eukaryota, Fungi, Ascomycota, Eurotiomycetes, Eurotiales, Aspergillaceae. Bases 1 to 459 code for a protein of 152 amino acids. The transcript has 3 exons.
AUGUUUUCCAGGACCCUAGCAUCGUCGGCGUUUCGGCCGCUUUUCCGACAGCCUCAAGUUUUGCAGCCUAGAUUCAUAGGCCUUCAGCUACCAUCUAUCUUUCAUGCCCGAAACCUAUCCUCGGAGACGCGAACGGCAAUUGACAAGGCUAUCGCAUCUGCCCCUGUCGUUCUUUUCAUGAAAGGCACCCCGGAAACGCCGCAGUGCGGGUUUUCACGAGCCAGUAUACAGAUCUUAGGAUUGCAAGGUGUAGAUCCGAAGAAAUUCGUUGCUUUCAAUGUGCUGGAGGAUUCGGAACUCCGCCAGGGCAUCAAAGAGUAUUCCGACUGGCCCACGAUCCCCCAAUUAUAUCUGGACAAGGAAUUCAUCGGCGGCUGCGAUAUUCUGAUGUCUAUGCAUCAGAAUGGAGACCUUGCUAAGCUUCUCGAGGAGAAGGAAGUUCUAGUGGCGGCCGACUAAUUCAAAAGCAAGUGUCUGGACACAGCUGAUCCGAGAUAUCUGCUGUACACUUUCAGCCAGUUAUCUUUCGGGGAAUGUUAUUCCUUGGUAAGAUGCAUUUACGCUCAUCACGCCUCAAUACGUACAUAUACUUGUCUGGUAGAGACUUGCAGCAGAAUACAUAGAAAAGCACGUCUUACCUUUUUCCGGUCCAGUAUCCAAUAACCGUUAUUCAAGCGCCACCCUACCUGGGCCUAUCAAUAUGCAUCCAGGCAGGUGGAUAGCCGGAUUGCUCGGUUUAUUUGACUCUCUAUCGUUGCAGCAUCUAGGCUUUUGCUCACUAUCUUUCUUUUGUCUUUCCCCAUGUUCUAUGAAAUAGCACUCCGGCUUCUUCUUACUAUACGCCGUUCAGUCUAGACAGAGGCCGAUUCCUUAGACUUGACUAGCUCUUC